AUGGUUGUCAUACGUAGAAUAUUCUUCUUUAUUGUUUAUUGUUCAUUAGUCUAUGGAGAAUGUCAAUUCUAUAAAGAUGAACAUACUAAAGAUAUUUAUGAGAAAAUGAAAAAAUGGGAAAAAUUUGGAAAAAAUUUCACAGUGUCGAACAACGGAUUAACAUAUUUUAUUGGAAUAUGUUCAUCGCCUAAUAAUUCAGCUGAUGACACAGCUAUUAUUCAAAAAGAAAAUAAUUCUUCAUAUGUUCUCGGAAAAUUAGAUCAAGUUAAUCUUGUUCGAGGAGAUGAGUGGAUACUUCUAACUUAUAAAAAUGGCGAUCCAUACGAAGAUGCUUGUAAUAAUUCAGCACGUUCAGCUUCGAUUAUAUUCGUUUGUGGACAAAAUAAGGUUAGAAAAAAAAACACAGUAACAACAAAUAAACGAAAUAAAAUUUCGUCACAAAAAUCUAACUCCUAUUCUUUAAUAAUUGAAUUUAGAGAAAGAAAAAAAAUUGCUUCUGCAAUAGUUGACGGAUGA
This is a messenger RNA of Rotaria sp. Silwood2, 516 nucleotides long. The record is from the annotation of a GenBank genome assembly. Lineage: Eukaryota; Metazoa; Rotifera; Eurotatoria; Philodinida; Philodinidae.